This is a messenger RNA of Nerophis lumbriciformis (worm pipefish), 4020 nucleotides long. The record is from RefSeq and is a predicted model, not a curated record. NCBI's taxonomy places the organism in Eukaryota, Metazoa, Chordata, Actinopteri, Syngnathiformes, Syngnathidae.
UUCAAUUUGACUCUUUAGUGGCGAUAAAUGUUCAAUUUGGCUCUUUAGUGGCGAUAAAUGUUCAAUUUGGCUCUUUAGUGGCGAUAAAUUUUGUCUCUUUAGUGGCGAUAAAUGUUCAAUUUGGCUCUUUAGUGGCGAUAAAUGUUCAAUUUGGCUCUUUAGUGGCGAUAAAUGUUCAAUUUGGCUCUUUAGUGGCGAUAAAUGUUCAAUUUGGCUCUUUAGUGGCGAUAAAUGUUGUCUCUUUAGUGGCGAUAAAUGUUCAAUUUGACUCUUUAGUGGCGAUAAAUGUUCAAUUUGGCUCUUUAGUGGCGAUAAAUGUUCAAUUUGGCUCUUUAGUGGCGAUAAAUGUUCAAUUUGGCUCUUUAGUGGCGAUAAAUGUUCAAUUUGGCUCUUUAGUGGCGAUAAAUGUUCAAUUUGGCUCUUUAGUGGCGAUAAAUGUUGUCUCUUUAGUGGCGAUAAAUGUUCAAUUUGACUCUUUAGUGGCGAUAAAUGUUCAAUUUGACUCUUUAGUGGCGAUAAAUGUUCAAUUUGUCUCUUUAGUGGCGAUAAAUGUUCAAUUUGUCUCUAGUGGCGAUAAAUGAUUGAAGAACUUUAGGAGAAAAGAAGAAUAAAGAGUCAUACACCGAACUUGAAGUCAAACUUGGUUGAGGACUUCAAGCAUGCCAAAGAUGGAAGAGAAAGUGUCUUCAAAGAAGCACAACCAUUGGGUGAAUCCAUCGUUCACUGACUUGUUGGGGGACAACUUGCCUACUUGUGGAAAGAAACGUUCUUGCCAGGCUUUGGCUUCCAGAAGUGAGCAGAAGAAGCCCCAGAAGAGGAAAGGAGAAGCGGACUCUGGCUGCCAGGACCAGGAUGAACCCUGGGUGCAAAGAUACGCAGCACGCUCAAAGGCGGAGCUUGCAGUGCACAAGAAGAAGGUCCAGGAAGUGGAAAAUUGGCUCAGAAUGCAUUCAAACACAUCACAGGGUGGACUAUUACUCCUGACUGGACCCUCAGGCUGUGGAAAGACCGCUACAGUCCAAGUUUUAUGUGCCGAGCUGGGCCUAAGGAUCCAGGAGUGGACCAACCCCACUAGUGAGGACUCACACAGUCAACACGGACUGCUCUAUUCCCUUCUAGACUGGAACAUGAACAGUAGCUCCCAGUCAGCACAAUUCCAAGAGUUUCUCCUGAGGUCCAACAAGUACACGUGCCUGAAGAUGCUGGGGGAUGUCAGACCUCCUGGCAUGAAGGUCAUCUUAGUGGAGGAAUUCCCAAACCACUUUUACCGGCAGCCUGGCAGUCUACAUGAUGUUCUCAGGACCUUAGUGAAGAGCAGUGGAUGUCCUCUGGUCUUCAUCGUGUCUGACAGUCUGAGUGGAGACAGCAGCUCCAGACUCCUGUUUCCAAGAGACCUGCUGGAGGAGCUGCACAUCACUAGCAUCAGUUUUAAUCCAGUGGCUCCAACCUCCAUGAUGAAGGUCCUGACUCACAUUGCAACACUCCAGAAGACUAGCAGACUGGAUCAGGCGGUGCUGGACAAGUUGUGUUCAGGAAGUUCAGGAGAUGUUCGCAGUGCCAUCAACAGCCUGCAGUUCUCCUCCAUCUCAGACGGGGGUCUGCAGAGGAACAGAGCGCUCACCUCACAGAAGAAGGUGUCUUUCAAAUCAGGCCAGAAGAAGAAGUCCAGGUCAUCUCAUGGGGGGAAGGAGGAAGAACAAAGUGUUGGCAUGAAGGAUGCUUGUCUCUUCCUGUUCCGAGCUCUGGGAAAGAUCCUGCACUGCAAACGUGCAAGUCCUGAAUGUGCGGAGCGUGCAUCUUUACCUGCACACCUUUGUCAACACCACAGAGAACCUUUACAGCUGGACCCUGAGUUGGUCGUAGAACGUUCUCAUGUGUCCGGAGACUUCUUCAACCUUUGCCUGCACCAGAACUACCUGGACUUCUUCUCCAACAUUGAAGAUGUGGAUGGAGCCAGCGAGUAUUUGUCUGAUGCAGACCUGCUCACAUCUGACUGGACGAGUCGGAGUGUCUUGGAGGCGUAUGCGUCGUCAGUGGCCACCAGGGGGCUUCUCUACUCCAACUGUCAACAAGCAGCAGUUGGCUUCAGACCUCUGCACAAACCUCAUUGGCUGCUGGUCAGCAAGAUGCAUCGUGAGAAGUGCCUGCUUGCUCAGUGCUUGUUCAGGAGCAUGUGUGUGACACCUGUCAGCCUUCACACUCACCUGCUGCCUUACCUGGCCAAGCUCACCAACCCUCUGAGGAGCCAAGCUCAAAUACAAUUCAUCCAGCAUGUGAGUCACAUGCCACUCAAGAGCGUUCCUGCCAGGUUGAAACUGGAGACCCUGGCAGACAAAGAGCCAAGUGGGCUGAAGAUGGAGGAUGAAGAGGAGCAGAUAGACUUAGUAGAAGAAGAAAGUCAGGAAGUUGUAGCAGUAAGUCAACCAACAAACUUGGUAGAAGAAGAAGAAGAAGACAUGAUGAUUGAAGAAUACAUGAUUCCUCUAAACCUUCUACUUCAACUCAGGAAACUUCUAACAGACUUUGUCCUGAUGAUGCAAGAGGUCCAUGAGGAGGUCAGCCUGGACGACGACAUGAUGGACGGAGACCUGGGUGAUGGGACCACCUUCCUGGGUGACGGGACCACCUUGCUGUGUGACGGGACCACCUUCCUGGGUGACAGGACCACCUUCCUGUCCAGCAGAAGGAAGAAGCAGCCAGCAGGAGAAACAUCUUGUCUUCCCACAGUCAUGAUACCUGCAGGCUGGGAGAAGAAAGUUCCAGCAGAGUCCCUGAUGGACAUGUCCAACCAGGAGUUGCAAGACCGACUCCAAGCAUCUGGCCAGAUGAUUGAUGCGUUAAUCAGUGAGCUGGAUGUUGCACGUCGUUACCUGAAAGGAAAAUUUGAAGCUCUGAAGAUCCUACAGGGAAAGGCCAUCCUUGACAAAGCCACAAGUCACACUCAAAGCUUGCUGCACAAAAGUGAGGAGAGGGCCAAAGCACUGGAGACGGAAGUGAACAGCUUGCAGUGGGAGUUGAGUUUGAAGCAGUUGCAGAUGAAGAAGAGUGAGCAGUCGUGGGAGCAGAAAUACUGCGUAAUGCUGAGCGAGAACAAGACUCUGGCAGACAAACUAGAGGAGAGAGACAAAGAAGUUGAGAGGCAGCAAGUGGAAAACUCAGUGUUGAGGCAGCAUGAGUGCUUGGAGAUUGUUUCUAUGCUGAAGGUGACGGAACAGAACACUCACCAAAGAAACAAAGAUCAGUACCGGUCUGAGGGGAACGUCGGUCUUCUGGAGCCUGCAGUGCAGAGAGGAGCCUGCAGGUGUCACUGUUGUACUGAACCCUGUCCGUGCAUGCAGAGAAGAGCUUGCCAGAAGAAGCUGCUCCAACUUCAGCAGGAGCUGGAGGCUGAGCGUUGGAGGAGAGAAGAAGCAUCGAUGGUUUCUGACGCUUUUCGUAUCGCUUUUGAGCAACAAAUGAAGAAACGCAGUGACAACUUGAUGAUGUUCACUCAAAAUAACAUCCUGAAAGGUUCUUCAGGGGGUGUCACUGAGAACCUGAGACACCUUCUUCCGUCCCACAAGGAAGCCAAGAUGUCUACUGCUCUUCCAGAUGCUCUUUAUGGACUUCUGGACUUGCUGAGCGACAAGGAAGAAGCUUUGGCCCACCAGAGGAAGGUGAGCACCAUGUUGGCCCACCAAGUGGAGAAGAUGCACCAAGUCAAGAAGCCAUCAGAAGAAGACAUGGCCUCCUUUCAUAAAACCAUCACAUGUUCCUUCCAACAUGUUCAGUCCUGACUUGAUGGCGUGUGAGAUCCCAGAUCUGGAGGUCUCACGGUAUUGAUUAUUGGCUCCAGCCAGGGGACCACUCACUCAGAAGGAUCGGCCAGGGGCCUCAGCUUUUAAAAACCUGGCUGUGUAGUAAGUUGAGACGUGGAUGUGGACGCCAACUUCCUGCUUCCUGUACGCCCAUUUCUACAGGCUGAGGGUACGGUGGUUGCGGCACAUUGAUGGCAGCGGACUUUGUGUCGUGUACGGCUGC